UAACAACUACCGAUAGAAACCCAUCAGUUUAGUGAUUAACGACAAUUGACUAUGAGGUAUUUUUCAUGGAAAACCUUAAUCACCAGGAUAUUUUUUAUAAUCAUCACAAUUUCUGGAUACAAUGGAGUAAAAAUAACAAAAUUAAAAUUACCCGUAGCAAUACACAACGGAACGGGACCAGUAGAAUUACUAUGUGUUUAUCAAAUAGGAAAACAAGAAAAUGGUCUAGUUGUAAAAUGGUUCCAUGAUUUGCAUCAAAUUUAUCAGUGGAUCCCACCAAUGCCACCCGAAGACAAAGGUAUACUUUCCGGUCUAACUGAAUAUUUACCAGAAAAUAUUAAUAGACCAUAUUCACGUUCAAUUAUCCGAUUGAAAAAAGUAAAUCUUGCUAUGACUGGUGUCUAUACUUGCAGUGUCAGUACUAUUCUCGAAGAUAGUACGGAAUCGAAAAAAAUGACAGUUUACGUUCCCGAUCAUAAGUUGAGUAUUUAUGCUGUUUAUUACAACAACACUCAUAUAAAUUUAACAUGUAUUGCGAAAGGUGCUCGUCCUAGUCCUAGUUUGACUAUUAUAGUUGACGGUAAGCAAUUAGACAAUCGGAGUAUUCGUAUAGAGAAUUAUCGAAAGUACCCAUGGAUAAAACAAGAAGCCAUAGUUUCAAAUUAUUCAAAUCCGUCAAUUAUUCAAUGCGAAAUAACAAUACCUGGAACGGGAUAUAGAAAACGGGAAAAAUUAAUUUAUUAUUAUAAUAAAGGAUUCGAAAAAAAUUCUGUGGCUCAAGAUUCUUCGUCAUUGAUAACACCAAUAAUUAACGUACUGACUUUAAUUACAUUUUUUAAUAGUUAAUAGAUAAAAAUAGUUAUUUAAAAUAAAGAAAGCGGAUAAAUAAAUGUAUUUAUAAUUUUAAUUAAUUCACUGUAGUAAUAAAUAAAAAAUAUAUGGACAGAAAUAAAACAUGUGAUU
This is a messenger RNA of Microplitis mediator, 963 nucleotides long. RefSeq lists its product as uncharacterized. The transcript is spliced from 5 exons. The record is from RefSeq and is a predicted model, not a curated record. NCBI's taxonomy places the organism in Eukaryota, Metazoa, Arthropoda, Insecta, Hymenoptera, Braconidae. The coding region runs from base 52 to 846 and encodes 264 amino acids.